This is a messenger RNA of Rotaria socialis, 300 nucleotides long. The record is from the annotation of a GenBank genome assembly. NCBI's taxonomy places the organism in Eukaryota, Metazoa, Rotifera, Eurotatoria, Philodinida, Philodinidae.
AUGGCUACUGGACUUAAUACUAAUGAAUGGCAAGCAGCUGGAGACCUUGAAAUUGAAGCGAUGCAAGAUCUUUAUAAAAGAAUGACAACAACUUGUCAUAAAAAAUGUGUUACACCAAGAUAUAAAGAUUCAGAAUUAACUAAAGGUGAAUCUGUAUGCAUUGAUCGAUGUGUUGCUAAAUAUAUGGAUGUUCAUGAUCGUAUUGGUAAACAUUUAACAUCAAUGACGUUACAACAGCAACCAGCAUUACAAAAUCAAGCAGCAAGUGAUCCAUCACAAGCUGUUGGAUCAUAUAAAUAA